AUGCGGAGCCCUUACUACAAGACGCAGAAUGGCUCCCACUGCACGUAUUCUAAACUAAAAGCCUCGGGCCCCUCCCCUCUGGCCGUCAUGUCUCAGAAGGCGCAGAGGGCUCCGCAGGCCACCUACAUCGAGCUGGGGGGAUAUCAGUACUGGCCUGUGCUGGUGCCCCGGGGUAUCAGGCUGUACACCUAUGAGCAGAUCCCAGUGUUCCUGAGAGACAACCCUUACAUCACAGACGGCUACAGGGCCUACCUGCCCUCGCGCCUCUGCAUCAAGAGCUUGUUCAUGGUGUCUAACGAGUCUGUGAACAUGUGGAGCCACGUGCUGGGCUUCCUGCUCUUCUUCUGUUUGGGCGUCUACAACAUGGCGACCGUGCUGCCGGCUGUGGGGGCCUCCAGAGAGGACUACGUCAUCUACUCAGUCAGCCUCUUCUGUUUCCAGCUGUGCAUGCUGUGCUCUGUGGGCUUCCACGUCUUCUGCUGCCAUCGCUCAGAGAAAACCAGUCGGCGCUGGAUGGCUCUGGACUACGGCGGUCUGUCCAUCGGGAUCCUGGGAUGUUACGUCCCUGGGGUUUUCUACACCUUCUACUGCAACAACUACUGGAGGCAGGUGUACCUGGUGGCGGUGCUGGCCAUGGUCCUGGGAGUGUUCUUUGCUCAGAUCCACCCUGUGUCGCUGAGUAAACAGUGGAAGCAGAUGCGCUCCCUGCUCUUCUGUCUGAUGGGAGGCUACGGCCUGGUGCCUACCGCCCACUGGGUCUGGCUCUCCGGGGGCUUCAGCUCUGAGCUUGUGCAGGCAUUUGUUCCCCGUGUGCUGGGAAUGUACCUGCUCGCUGCUCUGGCCCUGGUCUUCUACGUAUCUAAAGUACCAGAGAGAUACUUCCCAGGCCAGCUGAACUAUGUGGGCUCCAGUCACCAGCUGUGGCACUUGCUGCUGGUGCUCAUGUUCUACUGGUGGCACCAGUCGUCAGGCUUCAUCAUGGCCCACAGACACAGCCAGCCCUGCAGCCCGCCCGAGGCCCCGGCUCCUGGGUAA
Molecule: messenger RNA, 1035 nt
Organism: Knipowitschia caucasica
Lineage: Eukaryota; Metazoa; Chordata; Actinopteri; Gobiiformes; Gobiidae
Source: the annotation of a GenBank genome assembly